AUGAAAAUGCUUUUACAUAGGAACAAGUCGUCGUUGAGAAUUUACGGUCUGAUAUAUCUCUCUUGUUUGCCAAAUCCAGAAUCGCCGGCGUGCUUCGUGCCGAUUCUACUCGACAAUAGGAAAAGCCACGACACGUCCAAGCUUCUAGCCACCUCAAGAACGCUCUUGGUUUUCUCUCCCAACCUGAUUUCACCGAAAGACUUUGAAGUGGUGACGGUUCCUUUUCCUGAAACCAGAUCUCUUACCGUUACCAUAGCUGCUAUGACCUUGCAGAGUGGACUUAAAAAGCCACCUCUCCUUGGGUCUUCAAUUUUGAUUUCCAGCUCCUACCUGGAAAUCCCAUCUGUAUGGGUUUCUCUAUGGAGAUGUAUUACUGAUCGGAUUGAUGAAUCACAUCACUUACACUUGGUUUCCUCAGCAGGGAUGACCAGGACCUAUGCUUCUAUUUCGCAGCAAUACCAUACUGUGGCGUACGAUCACCUGCCGGGCAUCAAGCACGGUUGA
Molecule: messenger RNA, 504 nt
Organism: Pseudocercospora fijiensis CIRAD86
Lineage: Eukaryota; Fungi; Ascomycota; Dothideomycetes; Mycosphaerellales; Mycosphaerellaceae
Exons: 8
Coding region: 1-504 (167 amino acids)
Source: RefSeq, a predicted model, not a curated record